UGGGCUAGUUGGAUUGGAUUAACAUAAGGUUACAUUGGUUUCGUUUCCGGUAUUUUAUUAAUCAGAAACAUUUUAAUUUCUAAACCAAUCAUUUGGCUACAUGAUAAAUCCGUGAGAUAAGAAAAUGUAGAAUAUAAAAUUCAGCUAUAAAAGGCCAUUGCAUUUACCACAACGUUCAAAAUCCAAUUCAAGCGAAAUGGUCCCAACUAAGCUGCUUUUAACCCCGACCAGAACUGGGAUUCUAAUUUUGUUUCUCCAUUUGGCUAAGGCAGCUCGAAAAUGGGACUACGAACCGAUAUCAAUGUCCACCACCUCUUCGGAUGACAGCAAGCUUAAGUUUGAUGGUAAAAUUGAUCGGUUGGGCCGUGGGGAAUACGGAUUAACAGCCACCAUUGAGUGGAAGUAUGAUACCAAUGAAAAAACCAUGGUUGAAGCCACCGCUUAUCGCAGUAGUUCUGGAGAUGAAAAAGACUAUAAGUUGCUCCCUUGGUCAAUUCCGAAGCAGACUUUCUAUGAAUACAUCGACACCUAUUACAAGGACGUGAUCAUCAAAAAUGUAGGCCACUGCUCCAACCUUCCCAACUUUAAGGGCAAAUUUCAACCUCCUUGGCCAAAGAACACCUAUAAGCUCGACAAAUGUAAGUUCGAUGGCGAUGGACUGCCGGAAAUCGCUCCGCCGGGAUACUACAAGAUCAUAUUUAAUAAAUUUGGACCAGGCCAGCCAACAUGGGGUUUUACGGCGGUCUUCAAGCUGACAAAUAAACUGUUCUAGACCUUUUAGUAAUCGAAAAGAUUACUGAUCAUUUCCAAAAUACUAUUAAAUAAUCUGAAGAAAUAAUAAAUAAAUAAAAUUUCUUGAUUUGAAUUACUAUCAAUUGGUAAUGCUUCAUUUGAAAACUCGGUAUAUAACAACACAUUUAAAGGUCCAUUCUCAAAUGCACAAAAGUUUGUAAAUAAUAACUAUAUUUUUCGAGCAUGUCACAAGAUAAUGUAUAUCUUUUUAAAACAUGUUACG
Messenger RNA from Drosophila rhopaloa, 1015 nucleotides. RefSeq lists its product as uncharacterized. The coding region runs from base 197 to 772 and encodes 191 amino acids. NCBI's taxonomy places the organism in Eukaryota, Metazoa, Arthropoda, Insecta, Diptera, Drosophilidae. The record is from RefSeq and is a predicted model, not a curated record. The transcript is spliced from 3 exons.